Molecule: messenger RNA, 701 nt
Organism: Porites lobata
Lineage: Eukaryota; Metazoa; Cnidaria; Anthozoa; Scleractinia; Poritidae
Source: the annotation of a GenBank genome assembly
AUGAGCUCAGAAGCACUGAGAGCAAACGACCUGGCAGAGAUCAAGGGUGCCUUGAGUGGGUUAACAACAUUGCCACUGAAGUCUGAAAACUUCGACCCGAACAAAAGGGAAUUCUACGAUGCGCUCAGCCUUAGGUACCGCUGGACACCGAAGCACCUCCCAUCUACAUGUCCUUGCGGCAAGAGAUUCGACGUUGAUCUUGCAGUGUCAUGUAUGAAAGGCCUGGAUUGAAACAAUACAACGAUCUGAAUUCGUGUAAUCACUCAUGUGAAAUGCGAGAAAAGGCUGCUCCUCACAACAUGUAGUGCUUAGAGAUCCUGCCCAAACGAAUCCGGAUAAGAUAUCCUGAGAUUUUUUCUUCGUUUUCGAAACAAAAACAAGCAAAAAAACACCUCCCAUCUACAUGUCCUUACGGCAAGAGAUUCGUCGUUGAUCUUGCAGUGUCAUGUAUGAAGGGCGGAUUUGUCCAUAGGAGGCAUGACGAAGUGCACGACCUGUUCACAACCCUUCUCAAGGACGUAUGCCAUGAUGUUGAGGUCGAGCCACACCUUCAGACCUUGACAGCCGAGAAGUUUAACCAGCAAGUGCCAACUCCUCUGAUGAAGCUCGUUUGGAUAUCAGUGCACACGAUUUUUGGAAAAGGAGGCAACGUGCAUUUUUCGAUGUCAGGUUUUUUAACCCUUCCGAAAAGAGUCACCUAA